CAGAAGCAUCCAGGCGUGAGCGACGUGUCCUCGCCGGCCGUACGUGCCCCGCCGCAUGCGCCGACACGUCCGCGCCUGCCCACGCCCCCCAAAAACCCCAAGAAGCCAAACACCAUCUCGGCUUCUUCGAUCCGCAGCGAGUAGAUAAUCACACACACACACACACACUCGCUUCGUUAUUCGCUUGCUAAAAUCCGAUCUUCUCCUGGUUGUCGUUGCUAUCCUUGCGUUGCGUACUGUCACGUUGUUGCACAGCUCGAUCGGCUGCAAGUCGACGACAUCGCUCGCCAUGUCGGGGAUCUCGCUGGCGGUGGCGCCGAGGUCCGACCCGGACCACGGGUCGGAGCGGCAGCCGACGGCGAUGCUGGGCGGCGUGAUGGGUUCGCUCCGCGUCAUCGAGCUCCAGCUGGUGGCCUUCAUCAUGGUGUUCUCCGCGUCGGGCCUCGUCCCGCUCAUCGACCUCGUCUUCCCCGUCGCCACCACGAUCUACCUCCUCGCCAUCUCCCGCCUCGCCUUCCCGCCGCUGCACUCCAAGCUCGACGCCGCCGCCGCCGCCCGCUCGCCCGCGGCCUCCCAGGAGAUCUUCCGCGGCAGCAAGCUGUUCCAGGUGUACGUGGUGCUGGGCACGACGGUGGGUCUGUUCCUGCCGCUGGCGCACGUGCUGGGCGGGUUCGCGCGCGGCGACGACGCGGCGGUGCGGUCGGCGACGCCGCACCUGUUCCUGCUGUCGUGCCAGAUCCUGACGGAGAACGUGGUGGGGUCGCUGGGCGCCUUCUCGCCGCCGGUCAGGGCGCUGGUGCCGCUGCUCUACACGGUGCGCCGCGUCUUCGUCAUCGUCGACUGGGUCUACGACGUGUGGGCGAACAGGGCGCUCACGCGGGCCGCCACCGCGCAGGAGGCCGCCUGGGUCUGGUUCGGCAGGUACCUCGCCGCCGCCAAUCUGGUCUACUUCUCCGCCAACCUCUUCGUCUUCCUCAUCCCGAGGUUCCUGCCCCGCGCCUUCGAGAAGUACUUCCGCAUGCGCGACGAGGUGUGCGCCAAGACGGCCGAGGACAAGCACGCGCGCGGACACCUGUCGUCGUCGUCCUCGCCGGCGCCGGCGGCGGAGCAGCAGGAGGGUGGUGUCGUCGGUGCGGCGAAGUCGGAGGUGUCCAAGAAGGCGGACUGAGCAGAGCUCUCGGCUCUCGCAUGUCGAUCGUGUGCGUUGGUCAAACCUGUGGGGGCUGUGGCUUGUAAAUUUCUAGUACCUUUGUUUCUUCCAUUUCAGAGGACCGGCGAAUGCAUGUAGAUGUUGUUAAUUGUUAUCGCUCUGACAAUCGUGAACCAUAGAGA
Molecule: messenger RNA, 1332 nt
Organism: Sorghum bicolor (sorghum)
Lineage: Eukaryota; Viridiplantae; Streptophyta; Magnoliopsida; Poales; Poaceae
Exons: 2
Coding region: 290-1168 (292 amino acids)
Source: RefSeq, a predicted model, not a curated record